AUGUCGCCGGCGGCGGCCGGCGCCGCCUCCUCCGGCGAAGCGCCGCCGUCGCGCGAGCCCUACACCAUCCCCGCCUCGUCCGGUUGGUUCCGCUGGGACGACAUCCACGAGACGGAGCGCCAGGCGCUCCCGGACUUCUUCGGCGGCGCCGGCGGCACCGGCUUCGGGACGGCGUCGCGGAACCCCCGGAUCUACCGCGAGUACCGCGACUACAUCAUCAAUAAGUACCGGGAGGACCCCGCCCGCCGCCUCACCUUCACCGAGGUCCGCAAGGCGCUCGUCGGCGACGCCACGCUCCUCCGGAAGCUCUUUGGCUUCCUAGACGCCUCCGGCCUCAUCAACUUCUCCGCCACCUCCUCCCGCCCCGCGGCGCAGCAGCCUGGGCCGGGCGCCGUCAUAGAGGCGCCCCUGGGGUUGCAGGUGACGCCACGCCCGCCGGCGUCCUACUUCGUGGAGGAGAGACUGGGAGGAGGGAGCGCGGACGGCGCGUUCCGCUUGCCUCAGCUCACCUCGUACACCGAUGUGUUCGGGGAGUGGACGCCUGGGAAGGGGCCCAUAUGCGGCUUCUGCGGCGACGAGUGCAAGGACGGCAAGGUGGAAACCUUGAAGGAUGGUUUUAAAGUAUGUUCAACGUGUUGCACAACCAAUAGCGCAAAGAAGGAGGAAGCAAAUAAAUGCUCUGUUGUUAAACAGGAGAGCUCUGACAACCAUGCUUCCAGUGCAUGGACAGAUGCAGAGACGCUACUCCUUUUAGAAGGUGUCCUAAAACAUGGAGAUGACUGGGAUCUUAUUACCCAGCAUGUCCGCACAAAGAAUAAAACAGAGUGCAUUGCUAGGCUUAUUCAGUUGCCUUUUGGUGAACAUAUGCUGGGCAACAUAAAUAAUGGUAAAUCUGAUAUUAGGUUCCAUACAAACCAAACUACUGAUGGCAAAACGAACCACUUUAUUGUGAAGGAGGCAUCAAGUCAGUCGGCCGAUAUGGUUGAUGGCAUGCAGAUUGACGGGGAGGAAGAUGGUGCUGAUAAAUUAGUUGAAGACCAUCCUUCAAAGCGUCGGCGUUUAUGUUCGUCAAUAGAUGUCACCAGUUCAUUAAUGGAGCAGUUAGCACUGCUGACUACCGCGGUGAGCCCAGAUGUUGUGGCUGCAGCUGCAGCUGCAUCAAUUAAAGCAUUGGGCAAUGAAAAUCCCCAAGCAAAGAAGGCAUUUCAUCUCAGCGAGAAAGAAUACCAAGUCAAAUCAUUCUCUUCUAACCAUGUCCAAGAGAGUGAUUGCAAUGUUGGCAAUAAGGAAGCAGAAAUGCAUGGACAGACUGUUCCUGAUAAGAAAAUGGAAAAAAACUUUAUUUCUACCGCAUAUCAAGUGAGGGCAGCUGUUGGAACAGCUGUUGGUGUAGCUGCUGCCCGCGCGAAGAUGCUCGCGGACCAGGAAGAGCGGGAGAUGGAGCUUCUAAUGGCGUCCAUAAUUGAAACUCAGCUAAGAAAGAUCCAAUACAAGAUCAAACACUUUGAGGAGCUAGAGUUGAUCAUGGAUCAGGAGUACACCGCCAUACAACAAAUAAAGGAAUCCCUGAUGAAGGAAUGGCAAACGGUCCUGGAGCGAGCAUUUCAGACUGGAGCACCGCUUCAGAGGGACGAAGUGCUCACAAGGCUGUUCCUGGACAGGUCUACUCCAUAG
This is a messenger RNA of Triticum turgidum subsp. durum (durum wheat), 1674 nucleotides long. NCBI's taxonomy places the organism in Eukaryota, Viridiplantae, Streptophyta, Magnoliopsida, Poales, Poaceae. The record is from the annotation of a GenBank genome assembly.